Messenger RNA from Mytilinidion resinicola, 4490 nucleotides. Its product is annotated as P-loop containing nucleoside triphosphate hydrolase protein. The transcript is spliced from 2 exons. Gene Ontology annotation, molecular function: ATP binding; RNA binding. Lineage: Eukaryota; Fungi; Ascomycota; Dothideomycetes; Mytilinidiales; Mytilinidiaceae. The coding region runs from base 1 to 4281 and encodes 1426 amino acids. Gene Ontology annotation, cellular component: intracellular anatomical structure; nucleus. The record is from RefSeq and is a predicted model, not a curated record.
AUGUUAAUAUGGUGGCAGCGCCUAUCCGUACGACCCUCGACGCAUGCGCCGCUCCCUAGAUCGAGAAUCGAGCCCCUGUGGUACACACGACAACGGGUCCUGGGAAGAGUCAUUGGCAGGAAAUUGUUGACGACGCAGGCGGCGGCGGUACAGCAGGACAUUCUGCCUCCGUCAACUAGUAGCAAUGAGAGCUCUGGUUUUAUAGUAAGGAGGGUAUCGAGGGGGAAUAGGGCGCAGGGCAAUGAGGAGCUCAAUCAGGACGGUGCUGGCCGGCACAAGAAGGCGAAGCGGGGUGGGCAGAAAAUCACGGCUGCGAAGCAUAAGAGGGCUGCUGCUGCGGCGGCUGCUGGAGCAACGCACGGCUCACUACACCAGCACCACAACCACACGCACUCGAACAGCGCGACGCCAAUUCCUUCGAGGCGAAACGCGAGGUCGAAGGCUGCUAGCAAACGGGACCAGGUCGCUGAAAACAUGCACUCGCCCCCGAGAAAGAGAGCACGGAUGGGGAUGGUCGAGGACGAGACGAUGCUUCCGCUGCCUACACCCAAAGACUACCCUCUAGCACCCACAAAGCUUUUUAGCGCCAACCUUGACACGUGGCAAAAAGCGACAGAGGGCAGGAUAGAGACCGAUCAUCAGUUGAACAGGUUGCCGAAGCCCGAUGGUGGAUUUGAGUAUUCUGUUACCUGCCGGGUCUAUGGCUCUGACUUCGACCCUGCGGUUGAGACAGCUGUUGGGCGGGACAAGAAUGCAAGAAAAGCCGAACAAAUCGCAACCCGUCGUCUACUCGGCCAACUGCACGCGAAGGGCCUGCUUGCGGAACUUUAUCUAGGUGACAACGCGCAACCUACUAAGGAACUCGGCGCUCUGUCGGACGUGUACAACUAUUGCGCCCGAACUCUCGACAUUCCGACUAUCGAAAUCAAACACAUCCCCGCGUUGAAUCGGAGGAAGCGGUAUGUGAGAGUUACCAUUGCCCAUCCUUCAGAGGACAAUAUUUGCGUUCACGCCACACGCACAUCUCUCAAAGUCGCCCUAAAUGCUGCGUCUGUUCAAUUUAAGCGAGCUGCGGAGCAACAGCAUGCUGCGCAAGGAGCGACUCCCUUGAUUGUCAGGGACUCUACUGCGCUUACCGAGGAGACUGCGAAGCCUUUCAUGGAGUUCUACAAGCAGACUCGCCGUAGCUAUUACGAAGUCAGGUCUGAGAGAAUCGUCAGGUACGAUGGACACCAAAUCGACGAGGCCUGGAAAUCACAAACAUAUAUUGCACAGGAGCCUGCUGGAGAGCCAGCCAUGUCGCUUGGCAAGAAGGAAGCCAGCGAAGCGCUUGCCCUGCUCACUGCAGCGGUUGCCCUGUCGAAGCAGAACCCGGAGGUAUAUGAGCAAUUUCAAAAGAUGAAGAGGACCAGUACUGGCAAGGUGCUUAGCCCGGUACGGACUGUAGAACUGGACAUUCCUGAAGAUGCUGAAGAGGUCAUGCGGAAGGCGGCUAGAGAAGUGCGCGACAACACCAUUUUCUCCAAGGAUAGACCGAAGAUGGCGCAGCAGGCCGUGGAAGAGGCGGACCAUCGUCCGCGGAGGAGCCUGGAUCCUUCCAUGAACGAAGCUCGCAGUGCUGAAAUGAAGGAGCAACUUGCGGCCUUCAAUGAGAACCCGUCGCUUGGUCCUUUGAGGAGCAAGAAGGAAAACCUCCCAAUGAAUCAGUAUCGUGAGAAGGUGCUGGAUCUCAUCGAGAACAACACCUACAGCAUCGUGGUCGGGGCAACCGGAAGUGGCAAGACGACACAGGUGCCGCAAAUCUUGCUGGAGAAGUCCAUCGAGGAGGGCGUCGGGGCUCAGACUAAUAUCAUUUGCACACAACCGCGUAGGAUUGCUGCAACGUCUGUGGCUCGUCGAGUCGCUGAUGAGCGCAAUGAACGACUUCAAGAGAGCAUUGGUUAUCAAGUCCGGUUUGACUCGAAGCUCCCUCGACACAACGGCAGCGUCACUUAUUGCACGACUGGCAUUCUGCUGGCUCAGCUGCAGAACUCUCCGGAUGAUAUUUUGGAUACUACGUCGCACAUAAUCAUCGACGAAGUUCACGAGCGAGACAUCAUCAUUGAUUACCUUAUGAUCACUUUGAAGAACCUCCUGGAAACUCGACGGCUCGAGAAUAAGUUCGUUCCCAAGGUUGUCUUGAUGAGCGCCACACUGGACACGGAGCUCUUUGCUAGCUACUUCAGGCAGCACAAGGAGGACGGCACAGUAGUUCCAUGUCCUUCGCUGAGUGUGCCCGGCCGCACCUUUCCUGUGAAGGAGAAAUAUCUGGACGACAUCAUGGGCGAGCUACGUUUGAAUUACGAAGCACAAGGCUUGAAUGCCGUCUUGAACCCCGACAGGGUUUCUCAGAACUACAUCGAGACUGAAUCUAAGUUCUCGUCGACGGCAUCUACAGAAGAUAACUUGGUAGCAGCUGCGCCCAUCGACUGGAAACGCGAUGCUGUCAACCCAGGCGACACGACGCAGGAGGAUGGCAUGGUUCCUGUUGGACUUGUCGCCGCUUCCAUAGCCCACCUGGCGCAGACGACCACGGAGGGUGCAAUUCUCGCUUUCCUACCAGGUCUGGACGAGAUAAAGAAGACUAGAGACCUUCUCACCACCCAGCCUCUUGGAGUGGACUUUUCCGAUCCCGCGCGCUUCAAGCAGUACCUAUUGCACUCCACGAUCCAGGGUCAGGAUGAUGUAUUCGCCCCGGUCCCACCUGGUUGUCGCAAGAUCAUUCUUGCCACAAAUAUUGCAGAGACGAGUGUCACUAUCCCUGAUGUACAGUAUGUUGUAGAUACCGGAAAGCUGAAGGAGAAGAGAUACGACCAGACCACGCGAAUUACUCAGUUGCUCACCACCUGGGUCAGCAAGUCCAAUUCAAGGCAGCGAGCAGGAAGAGCCGGUCGUGUGCAGAACGGAAACUACUAUGCGCUGUACUCUCAGGCUCGUUUCGGGGCUUUUAGAGCUAUUGGGCUGCCUGAAAUGCUGCGGUCUGACUUGCAGGAGGUUUGCUUGGGUGUCAUGGCACAGUCCAUCAAGACACCUGUGCGGGAGUUCUUAGCUGCGGCUAUCGAGCCUCCAUCAGCAGAAGCCGUCGACUCGUCAAUUGUGAAUCUGCAGGCCCUGGACGCAGUUACCGAAGAUGAAACACUCACGCCGCUCGGAAGAGUGCUCGCAUCUCUACCCGUCCAUCCAUCACUCGGCAAGAUGAUCCUGAUGGGCAUCCUGUUCCGCUGCUUCGACCCUAUGCUCAUCCUCAGCGCGUCCUCACAGGGCAGAUCGCUCUUCUUCAGCCCAAUCGACAACAAAAAAGCAGCCGACGACGCCCGCAAAGUCUUCGCCUCCGAGUCCAACAGCGACCACAUCGCCCUCAUCAACUGCUUCCGCAUCGCGCGCCAGCUCCGCGACCAGCAGGGCGAGUUCGCCCUGCAGCAAUUCGCGCAGAAGUACUUCAUGUCCAUCCCCACCUUCCUCGGCAUCGAGCGCACGAUGGGCGAGAUCGAAAGCAUCCUCGUCCAAGCCGGCCUAAUCCCCUUCACCGACCGCCGCGACCGCAACCGCUCGCAGAACGGCGAUCCGGCGCUCAACAAGAACUCCGGCAGCAUCCCGCUCAUGAAAGCGCUUAUCCUCGCCGGCGUGCACCCCAAUCUCGGCGUCGCGAUCAAUCCGCGCUUGCUGCAGACGCCCCACGAGGCCAACACGCUCAUCCAGCCCGGCUCGCUGAACUACAUGCGCGGGAAUAGGAUGGGCAGAUCCGAAGGCCUCGUGCGCGGCGCUAUGUUCGCGUUCAGCACGAUGGCUAAGAGCGCGGAUGGCAACACUAUCUUCCUGAAGGACUCGUCGGCCGUCACGCCGCUCAUGGCUGCGAUCUUUGGCAGCAAGACUGCCAUGCGCGAUGGCCGCGUGCUGAUGAUCGAUGACUGGCUGCCGCUGUAUAUCAAGCGCCCGGGUGGCUUCUAUAGUCACUCGUCGAACAUGGUUAUCGAAUUCUUCAGGGAGGCGCUAGAAACGGUGCUCGGCUCUGCGUUUUCGCGCAUCGCGAAGAAGGGGGAGGGGGAGCGGUAUCUGGCAGAUGACCCGGUGCUUGAGAAGUUUGCGGACCGGUUUGUGGAUGUGUUGGGUAGGGAUGUAUCUGGUGGGGAGGUGUUUCAGAGGGGGGAGAAGAGGGAGGAGCCGGAGUUCAAGAUUCGUGGGGCGGCGGCGAGUAUGGCGGAGGGGCGUGGUCGGAAGAGGGAUAGUGGGAGGAUGAAUUGAGGGGGUGGGCUGGGGCUUCGGACGGUGUUUGGACUGCAAACGGAACGCUGGCAUAGCGGCUUUCUUGGGGGCUGUAUGAUAUAGACUGAUUGCAUUGUAUAAGAACUGUAAUUCUACUGUAUAUACUCUUAUGAUGGUUGGAGGGUAGUGCGUUAUGCGAAAGACUCUCAUGCCGGCGCCGAAAUAUUAAAACUAGAUGUCGAAGUUUC